This is a messenger RNA of Miniopterus natalensis, 1592 nucleotides long. NCBI's taxonomy places the organism in Eukaryota, Metazoa, Chordata, Mammalia, Chiroptera, Miniopteridae. The record is from RefSeq and is a predicted model, not a curated record.
GCAUGGAUAGCUGCACCCCUUCGGCGCAGGAGCUGCCCCAGAGGCUGUGGCCGGGCCCCAAGGGUGGGGCAGCCAAAGAGCACCUUCUGGGCAGCCUGGCCGCGGCGCACGCCCUCGCCAGGGUCAUCCGAACGUGCUAUGGCCCCCACGGCCUCCAGAAGUUCCUGGUGACCACCAAAGGCGAGACCGUGGUCACGGGGUACGCCACGGCCAUCCUCGGGGUGCUGGAGCUGGAGCACCCGGCCGCCCGGCUCCUGCGGGACAUGGCGCUCGGCCAGGGCGAGCACAGCGGCGACGGGGUGGCCUUCGUGGUGCUGCUGGCCGAGGCCCUGCUGGCCCAGGCCGAGCCGGCCGCGGCGGAGACCCUGGCCCUGCUGCCUUCGCUGGCCAUCCGCUCGCUGGGGCCUCUGGAGGACCCGUUCUGCGCCCUCCAUUCGGUGAUGAACACCCACACGCCGUCCCACGCGGACUUCCUGGCCAAGCUGGUGGCCCACGCGUGCUGGGCGGCCAAGGAGCUGGACGGCACCUUCCACCCGGAGCGCGUGGGCGUGUGCGCGCUGCUGGGCGCGCAGCUGGAGAACUCGUGCCUGCUCCCGGGGCUGGCCGUGCCCGCCGCGCCCUGCGGCCAGGUGACCGCCGUGCUCGCCGGCGCCAGGGUGGCCCUGUUUGCUUGCUGCUUCGGCCUCGCCAGUCCCAAGGCGCCCUCGACCGUCCGUCUCGCUAGCUCCACGGACGUCCUGCGCUUCGGGAAGGGACAAGAUAGACUGAUAGAAAACCAAGUGGCCCAGCUGGCCAACAUGAACGUUAACGUGGCCGUGGUGUGGGGGGAAAUCGAGGAGAAGACCCUCGCCCAGGCCAACAAGCUGGGCAUCAUGGUGGUGCAGGUGAAGGCGCUGCGGGAGCUGGUUUACCUGGGGGAGGUGCUGGGCACACCUCUGAUGCCGUAUCUGGUUCCGCCCCUGGAGCCAGGGAGGUGCCACCGGGUGUACCAGCAGGAGCUGGGGGAAGGGCUGGCCAUGGUGUUUGAAUGGGAAUGUCGGGGCACCCCGGCCCUCACCCUGGUCCUCAGGGGCGCCACGAAGGCGGUGCUCCGGGGCGCCGAGCAGGCCGUCUACCACGGCAUCGACGCCUUUUUCCAGCUGUGCCAGGACCCCAGGCUGCUUCCCGGGGCCGGGGCCACGGAGAUGGCCCUGGCGAAGAUGCUCUCAGAUAAAGGCACCGCCUUGGAAGCGCCCGAGGGGCCCGCGCUCCUGGCGUUCGCCGAGGCGCUGCGCUCCCUCCCCGAGACCCUGGCGGCCAACGCGGGCUUGGCGGUGCCCGAGGCGAUGGCCCAGAUGACCACGGCCCACCAGGGCGGCCACUUCCUGGCAGGCGUGGGGGCCGAGGGGAUAAUCAACGCGGCCCAGGAGGAGGUGUGGGACAUCCUGGGGGCCAAGGCCCAGGGCCUGCGCGCCGCGGCCGACGUGGUCCUGCAGCUCGCCACUGUGGAUGAGAUCCUGGUGGCCAAGGGCGCUGUCCCGCACACGCAGGACUUGAGCCCGGACCCCAGGGAGGCAAAGGGAUGCCCAUCGCCUGAGAGGAAAGCCAAAUAG